AUGGCGGCAAAUACAUUGUUAAGUGAUUUCGAGCAUCAGUAUUCAGUGCAAACUGCAGAAAUUACAGCACGUAUUGGACGUUUGAAAGAUUUAGAUAAAAAUGGGCGCGUUGAAGGGAUUCAUCAGAUUCAACGUUUACUGGUUGAUGUUGAAAAUCUUCUGGAGCAAAUGGAAUUAACUGUUAGGGAAUUAAAGCCAUCGAGGUACGAUUUACUAUUUUCUGAAAAUAGCUGUGAUUUUGUUCUCGUUGUGGACCAUAGUGCGGAACGGUCGAAAUAUGAGUUACGAGUUCGCAGCUAUCGAAAUGACAAAAAACAGUUAGAUGCUGAGCUGGACAAAGCAGUUCAGCGCUUGAAAGAUAACGCUGAUCGAGAUGAACUGAUGACAUACGAUAAUCAGAUUUCUGUGAAUCAGAUUGGAACAGAAGUGUUAAACGAUCUGAAUUCCCAACGUGAAACAAUAAUGCGGGCGCGUGAGCGUAUGCGACAAGCAGAUAGAGAUUUAAAUAGAAGUCAUAAAAUGUUGUCACUGAUGAUACGCAGAAUAGUCCAGAAUCGUUUAUUGCUGCUUAUUGUGGCUGUGGUCCUUCUGUUUUCACUGUUAUUCAUCAUUUAUAAGUCGUUAUAA
Molecule: messenger RNA, 627 nt
Organism: Acanthocheilonema viteae
Lineage: Eukaryota; Metazoa; Nematoda; Chromadorea; Rhabditida; Onchocercidae
Source: the annotation of a GenBank genome assembly